AUGGACCGCGCAAAUGGAGCCGGCUCUGGCGCGGCCAGCAGGGCCGAGCGAUUCGAGGAUGAGAAGCGACGCAUAAUCGAGAGCUGCUUCAGCAAAAAGAACCAAGAUGGCUCCAUGAUUGAGACCUACAUUACCCACAUCCGAAUUACAGAAUACUCGACACACCCGACGUCACCCCCUCCUCCCCAAGCUCGCACGCCGGAUUCCGAGAAGCCUCGAGUCAUCAUCGUCGCCGUCCGUCAAUCGGGCCGUGUGCGCAUGCACAAAUCCAAAGAAAAUGCCAACGGAACCUUCUCAAUCGGCAAGACCUGGAAUCUCGAUGAUCUUACCCUCAUUGAAUCCUACACUGGGCCCCAAGUCAACCCAAGCCUGCGGGAAUGGGCUGGGGAGACUGGCUUUACAGUGACACUGGGAAAACAAUACUAUUGGCAAGCUCAGACCGACAAAGAAAAGAAGUUCUUCGUCGCAAGCUUGAUAAAAAUUUACAGCAAGUAUACUGGUGGCAAGGUUCCAGAGUUGAAUGGCUUCGACCAGAGAGAGCACGACCAAGUGAUUGGAGCAGGCAGACGCCCACCCCCCAGACCAAAUGCGACGCCGACUCCUCAGCCGCCCCCCGGACCGGACUCGGCUCCUUCGUCUGCUCUAUCGACGCCCUCGAUUGUCCCGCGCCAAGGAACCCCCGACUCCUCCAGGUUUCAAAAAGCGCCCUUCCGCCCUCCUUUGAAUGGCGCAAGCUCCCCAGCGAGCAGUUUUGAAUCCCCAGUAAACAGGGAGCGAUCGGACCGACCACCACCGCCACGAUGGGCCGCACAAACCAAUAGAAGUCAGGAUUCCUUUGCUACGUCCAUGUCGGCCUCAGCACGGAGCGAUGACACCGUCAACCAGCCCCCCCGAUCGCGCAACGGGCCCAACGUACCACCUGUUCCUGGCAGGUUUGGCGACCCCAAUGCUCCAGAACAGCCACCCACUACGCCUCAGGGCUCUGAUGUCCCUCCUCCGGAACGUCGUCGACCUCCGAUGGAUCCCUCGCGCCCCAAGGACAGAGACGUUGUACCGCCGCCACUGAACAGCCCGAUAAAUAAGAAAGAGCCGGUGUACCCACCGCCCCGGAGCAGCGAUCGAAAUUCACCCAUGAAAGGCCCAGCCGGCCGUGCUUUGGAGGGCGAAUCUUCUCCCGAACUGCCGAAACCUCCUGUCAUGGCUUCCCCGGCACUGUCACGGGUAAGGAGCGAAAGCGACUCCAUCUCCCAGUCCGAUGAAGCCGCGCAGUCCCCGCCCCCUACUGCCACCGAAUCUUCAGAUGAGUCACGACCUGGUUUGGGACCCAUGAUCAAAUCGAAGAGAUCGAGAGGUGAUAUUGCCGGCGUGUUCUGGAAAGCCGCCAAUGCUGCUUCCGCUGCUUCAGCGUUCAAACCGCGCCCUGGCGGCGCGGCAGAAAGGCUGCGAAUGGCUCAGCAGAAGACGACUGAUGGCCCCGAUGGGAUUACUGGCGUUGUUCCAGCGCCCCCGCGUCCAGUGUCAAGAGAUAACCGGCCAGAGACACCCGAGCCUUCCUCAGCAACAUCUAGUGCUGCGCCUACUGCUGCUGCUGCUGCUUCUGCGCCUGUCCUCCAGUCCAACUUGGCUGCUCCCUCCCCUCCGCCCUCUGCACCCGUGCCACAACCUCUUGAGCCCACCGUACCCGAGGUAACGGUCACGCCUACGCCGCCCUCUGUGGUAGAACCGCAAGAGCCCAAGGGCCCUAGCGAAGCUGCUGUCAAAAUUGCAGAAGAGGCGGCCAAGGAAAAGGCAGCCCGGGCCAUCGCGGCUGGCAACGACUCAAGAUAUCUUCAAGCACUCGGAGUUGACCCAACACUCUUGGAUGGGCGAAGUCAAGAAUUUGGCAAAUGGUUGGAUUACUUUGGCUGGGUCCCUGGCGAGAAAAUGCGCUCUCACAAUGUCGAAGAGCUGAAAGUCGACAUUGACAGAGAGCUGAACAAGGCACAGGCUGGUGGUUGGCUUGCACGGUUCCGCGAGGAAGAUGAGCGCGUAGGGGCCAUCAAAGAAGGUGUUGAUCUGGCCAUCGCAGAAUGCGAAGAGUUGGAUAAUCUUCUUACUCUAUACACUGUGGAGCUCUCGACGUUAUCAGACGACAUUGCCUACAUUGAGGCUCAAGGCCAGGGUCUGCAGGUGCAGACGGCCAACCAGAAGCUGCUCAAGAAAGAACUCGAGUCGUUGCUCGAGACCUGCGCAAUCACAAGCAAUGAUCUCGCAGCCCUGCACUCCGCACCACUGGAUAAUCUACGUGGCUUGGAGGAAGCAGAGGCAUCCCUCGUUGUCCUGUUCAAGGCCAUGCUCAAAAUCGAUCCUAAAGUAACAGAAAAGACUGAAGACGCUCGCAUUGACCAAGAAUCUAGCCUCAACACCAGCUAUGGUCAGAUGCGCAUUGUGCAGGAGAAGAAGCAAAUGUACAUGCAAGAGAGCGGCCUGUUUAUGCGUCGCCUUGUCGAAUUCAUGGCGAGACAGUUUGAUGCAGCUUACGCGGAAACCAAGCGUGUUCUGGACGGGGCUCUGUCGAAGAAGGCUGACGCAAGCCACCACAACGCUGGAAGAGAGCUCAUCUGGAAGUACAGCCCCAUGAUGCUAUAUGCACGAGAUGUGGACCUCGAGAACUGGAACCGUGUCCUUCAAAUAUACCAAGAAAAGAGCCAGCCUCUUUACAAGAGCGAGUUCCAGAAUGUUAUCAAUCAUUGGCGCAGGAAUGCCAGGAAGAUGACGGGGGAUGAAGCCGAGAUGCUGUUCACAUCGCAAGCCGAGAAGCAGCAGGAGGGCGUUGCUACAGCAGCGAGAAAACUGACAGUUAAGAGAAGUCAAACAUUAGCGAGAGCUCUGCGAUCACCCCUGGCAGAUGGCGGCUCGCGUGCUGUUGAGAAGAGCGCCGCUGGAGAAGGUCGUACCAUGCCAUUUGAAGUCUUUGGCGCUGUUCUGGACGAUCUUCUGCCCCUAGUUGAGAUGGAGCAGAAUUUCAUCAUUGACUUCUUCCAUGCCACGACGCUGGAGUCACUUGAUUUCCCCGACACAGUAGCAGCGACGCCGCCUCACAAUCGCCGCGGCGGUGACUUGAAACGCCAUCGGCUUAUGGAACCUGAUCGCGAGCUGGCGCGGCGCGUUACACGUGCUAUGGAGAUUAUCUUUAUAUUUUUGGAAACCGAGAUUCAGCGUUUGAUGGAAUGGGUUCUCGGCCAAUUCCCACUACAAGGAGCUGGAGUUCUUGCAGUUCUUGAGAAGAAGAUGUCAGAAAUCAGUCAGUCAAACCAGGAUUUCCUCAACACGACGUUGCAGAAGGUGCACGAUUUGCUGGAAGGGCGCUUCGUCAAAUUUGUUAACGACCAGAUCCGAGCCAUUGAGGACACCAAGGUCAAGAUCAACAAACGCAAAGGCGUCAUCUCCUUCAUCCGUGUGUUCCCGACCUUUCUGACUGCAGUCGAGAACAUGAUUGAUGGCCUGGAUCCAAACCUGCCGCUGCGUCGCAUGAUCAAUCGCGAGUAUGAUCGAAUCCUCAAGUCAAUGUUUGACUCUCUCAUGGUCAUUGCUCGCGAGAAUCCGACUGCUGGUACUACCACGGGCACGGCGGACCCCGAAGGCAAGGAAGCCCUCAAUUUCCAUAUCCUGUUGAUUGAGAACAUGAACCAUUUCUUGGAGGAGACCGACUCGCGUGGCUUGGACGUACUGGAAAACUGGAAGGACCAGGCAAACACAGAGUACCAUGAGCACAUGGAGCUGUACCUCAAUGCCGUCAUGCGCCGACCGCUAGGUAAAUUGCUGGAUCACCUUGAGAACAUUGAGGCGCAGAUUCAGACUGGCAAGUCGCCUACUGCCAUUGCCAAGCAGCCGUCCAAUAGCCAGGCAGUCUUUGCCAAGGUGCUUAGCAUGUACGACGCAAAGGAUCUUCGCAAGGGCAUCGAUGCGCUGCGGAAGCGUGUUGAAAAGCACUUUGGCGAUGCGGAUGAGCCCACGCUUAGCCGGGGCCUCGUUAUCAAGGUGCUUACCGAGUGCGAGAGCUUUUACGGCAAAGUCGAGACCAGAAUUGGCAGUGUAACGACGAAUGUUUACGGAGGCGAUGUGCCGUUUGAAUGGCCUAGAGCGGAAGUCAAGGCAGCGUUCCGAGACAAAUGA
Messenger RNA from Cordyceps fumosorosea ARSEF 2679, 4155 nucleotides. Its product is annotated as Exocyst complex, component Exoc1. NCBI's taxonomy places the organism in Eukaryota, Fungi, Ascomycota, Sordariomycetes, Hypocreales, Cordycipitaceae. The record is from RefSeq and is a predicted model, not a curated record. Gene Ontology annotation, cellular component: plasma membrane; exocyst. Gene Ontology annotation, molecular function: phosphatidylinositol-4,5-bisphosphate binding. The coding region runs from base 1 to 4155 and encodes 1384 amino acids. Gene Ontology annotation, biological process: exocytosis; Golgi to plasma membrane transport. The transcript has 2 exons.